AACUGGUGUUUACAUUGGAAUUAAAGAUUACCCAAAUAAAAUGAUAAAUGAUGAAGAUGAAGACGAAAAAUCGCAUUUAGACUUAAAAAAAGAAAAAUUAAUAAAAUAUAUAGGAUUUUCUUAAUCACAUUAAUUAUUAAUGUAAAAUAAAACUAUUUCCUCAAAACCAGAAGAAAGUAUUACUGCUGGUGUUUUUAGAGAAAAAUAAAUAAAUAAUCCAGAUGACGAAUAAAAUUAAUAAAAUCAAAAUUAAUAAUAAUAAUAAAAUUAUGUUUAUAUACCUGAACUAGAUAAAGAGUUAAAAAUGCAAUAUUUUAAAUUACCAAAGCUCGGUUCUUUUAUAGCUUUCCCUUUAAUAUUUUUCUCAUAUUUGAAAGAAGAAUUUUUUAAUGAUUUACUUCUUAAAAAAUAAUUAUAUUUAUAGUCUCUAGAAAAAUGGGAAACAGAAAAAAAAACCAAAGAAAAAGAAAUUCUUUAAGAAAUCGAAAAACUAAAAGAAUAACCUUAAUUAGCCAAUGAAAAAGAAAUUGAACUUCAGAAUUUCCUAAACGAAUAUUCUUAACCGCCUUAAGAUCCUGAACCUUUGUUCGAACUUAAAGAAUACGUACUUUGUGCGGAUACCAUGGGUUAAGAUAGGCCUUUAAAAUAGGAAGAAAUAACUUAUUUGGAAGAUUAUGUUAUCUUAUUUGCCAAUAGUUGGGAAGAAAUGGAAAGAAAGAUCCUCUUAAAAGAUGUCGAUUUGUAGAUAAAAUACUUAUAAGAACUUCCUAUUGACCUAAUAGAGAAAUACGAUACAUAAGAAGCAUAUAUAGAAGAAGAAACAAAGCAAUAAAUUGAUGAAAUGAAAGAAGGAAAUGAAAAAAAUUACCAAUUUUAAAUUGAUAAUAUAAAAUUAUAAAAACUUAAAUUAUAAAUAUGUGAAGACGAAGAUUUAAAAAAACACAUUUUUUAUCUUAAAAACUUCAGAAUUAUAAAAUUCCCAAAAAUACUCUAAAAUAUAUUUUAUUUAUUAGGCUAUAAAAGAGAAUCUAUUAAUAUAGAAAAUACACACAUUUUAGACUGGAAAAAGACUAAAGAAUUUAUAAAUGAAAACGACUUUUUUUAAAAAAUUUUAAAUUAUUAACAUUAAGGGCCUAAAAGUUUUCCUGUUGAAAUUUAUGCUUUAAUAAAUAGAAUUUAAUCAAAACUAGAAAAAUUUAAUUUAUAGGAAGUUUAUAAUUAUAAUAUUGGAUUAGGAAGACUUUUUAAAUGGGCUAUGGAAACUUGUAGACUUAGGAAAAUAGAUAUUGAAAUCAGGAGAUAGAUUAUAGCUGAAAAUAUAUAAGAAAUAGAAAAAAAAACAUUAGAAUUAGAUGUUUGGAAUAAUGAAUUAAAUAAUAAACUAUAAGAAGCAAUUAAUAUUGCUUAAGCUAAUGCUUUGGCUUAGUAAACUUCUUAAGGAGAAGAAAAUAUUUAAGAAAUUAUACCUUUUAAUGAAAUAGAAUGGAAAACCAAAUUUGAAGAAGAAAAUAUUAGACCUGUAGUACCUGAAAAGUUACCGGAAGAAGAAGAUAUAGAUUAUGAAUUUUGA
Messenger RNA from Ichthyophthirius multifiliis, 1570 nucleotides. RefSeq lists its product as hypothetical. The record is from RefSeq and is a predicted model, not a curated record. The transcript has a single exon. The annotation marks the transcript as partial. Gene Ontology annotation, cellular component: Set1C/COMPASS complex. Lineage: Eukaryota; Ciliophora; Oligohymenophorea; Hymenostomatida.